Molecule: messenger RNA, 1364 nt
Organism: Cryptococcus deneoformans JEC21
Lineage: Eukaryota; Fungi; Basidiomycota; Tremellomycetes; Tremellales; Cryptococcaceae
Product: inositol/phosphatidylinositol kinase, putative
Exons: 4
Coding region: 229-1305 (358 amino acids)
Biological process (GO): inositol phosphate biosynthetic process; phosphatidylinositol phosphate biosynthetic process
Cellular component (GO): cytoplasm; nucleus
Molecular function (GO): inositol hexakisphosphate kinase activity; inositol-1,4,5,6-tetrakisphosphate 3-kinase activity
Source: RefSeq, a predicted model, not a curated record
GGGCCUCCGAUGAAGAAUGCAAUGCGCACCAGAAGGCUGCAAAAACGUUUGUUCAGAGGUUACUGCAUCCUUUGUCCGAAAGCCGUGAGAUUUUCGCUCCUUUCGCUUCGGACUUAUGAAAGGAUCUAUCGUGCAUGCCGCAUCGGUUCCUUGUCUAGUACGGUAAUAACUACUCUUCACCACGGCAGCUUUUGAUGUUCAAGCCCAACCUCUCAAGCUAUCUUCGAUAUGGACAUUAAUCAAAGAGCAAGUUUAACUCUCGGUACCCAGCGAUCCCCACCAGAUACGCUAGAUGUCGCCCGUUUCCAUUUGCAAGCCGCAGGCCACGAUGGCACAAUUGACGCGUCUUUGGAUCACAGGAACUUGUACAAACCCACGACCCAAGAAGAAAUCCAGUUCUAUGAGAAUAUUAACGAUUUCGACUUCCUCAUUGAACACCCCGGAUUAGUCAAGAUAAAGCCUUUUAUUCCAACAUACAAGGGAUGUGUUGAUCGCUCCUCAUAUAUCAGGUCCGAUGAUUCCAUACAAACCGAAGAUGCAGAAGAGGUUCCUGUGUACGGAGAAGGUGGAGAAGUGAUCGGAUACAAGGAAAACAUUGCAAAGAAGCACACUCAGUCAAUUGUACUUUCAAACUUGUUAUACGGGUUGCUGAACCCUAUCGUAGCCGAUUUCAAACUAGGGAAACGAUGGUGGGGAAGUCGAUCAGGACGGGCCAAGCGUCUUAGGCAUGAUAAGUCAUGCGCGGCCACGACAAGUGGUACAACAGGUAUUAUGUUUGCAGGGGCACAUACAUGGGUCCCUGGUAAAGAAACCUGCGUUUCGACUACCAAAAGCUACGGCUAUAGCCUUCGAGAUGACAAUUUGAGCGAUUCUAUGGCAUGUGUCUUCCCAAGCGUUACCGAUUGGCAUCUUUUUUCUAAAAAACCACAUCUGACUUUACGGACUGACCCGAGCAGUAGGCUGCAAAGAAAACCGUCGUCGGAUUGCAUGGCAGACAUGUUAAGUAGGACCUUAAAGACCAUUGAAAGCGUUACCGAUAUAAGAACAGCUAUGAAAGAAUCAGGAUGGAGCUAUCCAGGAAGUUCGCUGCUCAUCGCGCAUGGUGUGUCCGAGUUUACGGGGAAGACAGAAGUCAGAUGUGCUUUAAUAGACUUUGCGCAUGCGCAUGAGCACAACGACGAGCUGCCUCCGGAUGGCGUUGACGAUGGAUUGGAGACGUUGUCCAAGCUGCUAAAAGACAGAGCCAAUUACUUGCAAUCCUACCGCUCCACGACCACUCGGUGCGAUGAUACAGCAGAGCUCUGAAAUGCAGCUUUGGAACUCGACGGUUCUAUAUUUCCACUAGAUGAUUCCAAAAACCAUGC